This is a messenger RNA of Drosophila melanogaster (fruit fly), 1800 nucleotides long. RefSeq names its product pickpocket 9 (gene ppk9). NCBI's taxonomy places the organism in Eukaryota, Metazoa, Arthropoda, Insecta, Diptera, Drosophilidae. Bases 1 to 1800 code for a protein of 599 amino acids. The transcript has 10 exons. Gene Ontology annotation, cellular component: membrane. Gene Ontology annotation, biological process: sodium ion transmembrane transport; sodium ion transport. The record is from RefSeq and is marked reviewed. Gene Ontology annotation, molecular function: sodium channel activity.
AUGCAACCGCGAAUCGACGACAGCUCACCGUCAGCGGCGGCAAGGACACUGACAUCCUCGUCGAGCAGGAGCAGCUGGGCGGAGAACGAAGGAUCCGCAUCCGGCAGCGACUCGCUGCUGACGUCGUCGACAGCUUCGCUGCUGCCGCCGCAGGAUAAUAAUAGGAGGUUGGGUCCAGGUCCUGGAUUGCUGAUUUUUCCCGGCACCGGUCAAAGACAUCAGCAUAAUCCAAAUGGCAGCACGGGCAGCAAAACAAUUGCAAAAGCUAAUGACGGGAACGCGGCCAUUAAUCAGCCAGGACCCGCCAGGAGCAUUCGCUCCUUUCGUCGUCCUCCACUGUGGCAGCCACCGCCACAGGAUCACGCGCAGGAUGGGCAGGAAAUGGAGGUCCUGGAUCGGCAAAAGCGAAAGGAUUGCCGUCCUGCCUGUUUGGUUAAAGGGCAGGCCUUCAUAAUCGAGUUCCUGCAGGGCUCCUCCAUACACGGAUUCAUUUAUUUGGCCAAGCUCGGCCUGAGUUUCGUCGAACGCGUUCUCUGGCUGGCGUUCAUCUGCGUGGCAUUGUUCAGUAUCAUUUCGCUGAGCAAACGCACUUGGCAUCGCUUUCAGACCUCGCCAAUGGUUAUAUCCAUGGAUCGGAAUAAGCUGGUCUGGAACACCAGCUUUCCAUCGCUCACAGUCUGUCCGCAUAAGCGGAUCGAUGAGUUGAAAGUGGAGGAGUACAUACUCGCCCAUCCCGACCAAUUCCUGUCCGAGGAGGAUCAAGAGGAUUUCCGCGAUUUUAUUGUGAAACUUGCCAGCCUCACUUACGACAACUUGGAGACACUGCCGCUGAACAAGUCGUAUGGAAUACCGAGCACCAAGUACUUGGAACUGCUCUACGAAUUGAAAUGGGCCUUCGAGCCGGAAAUCAGCAGCGGCGCCGCCGUCAAAAUGUUCAUCUACGAAACGCAAACGGAGUUUGGCAUUUGCCAUUCAGUCAACUCGAUGGUGGCGCGCUACAAUUCCUUCGACUACUGGCGUUCCGGCGACUGGAGUCUCAUGGACCACGGCGACCGGGUGACUGUUCAUCCGCUGGAUGGCGAGAUCUACGCGCAGAUUAUUAACCUAUCGACCGCCUACGAUGUUUACUUUCACGGUGCCGGCGAUGUUCCGAGUAUUUCGAAGCAAAGGUACACAUUCCCGGAAAGUGACUACACCACCGUGGAGCUCAUCGCCCUGGAGAUCUUUACGAAUGAGGAGGCGAGAGCUACGAAGCAGCGAAGCUGCCGCUUCAACUACGAGGCCGAGGAAAUGAUGACGGUGCCCAUCUACAGUUUUGGCCUCUGUCUCUCGGAGUGCAGGAUGUUCUUUGCUCUGCGGGUCUGCGGCUGCGUUCCGCACUUCUACAGGAACCGCUGUGGGUAUAAUCAUAUUUUCGGUACACAGAUGCGAAAUGGCCGGCGGUUGCCUGUUUGCGGACUGGAGGGCAUCGGAUGCCUGGUCAAAAUUAAACGCGAAAUAAUCUCAUUGAAAUCGGACAAAUACAAAAUCAAUUGCAACUGCUUGGCCAACUGUGAUGAUUCCAAUUUCUUUGUGCAAUCCUAUCGUUCGCGUGUCUGGUUUUUGGGAGCCAAUUUGCAGUGGGGUAUUUUGGAGCACCCAAAAAUGCAGCUACGGCGGGAAGUCCUUUUCUCCUUCGCAGAUGUUUUGGUUUACAUCGGCGGUCUUGUUGGAUUUUUCUUGGGCUGCAGCGCCUUAAGCUUUACGGAAAUUAUCUACUACUUUACGGCACGAUUUGUUCGACGCAUGUUUUUCGAUUAA